This is a messenger RNA of Zygosaccharomyces rouxii, 1194 nucleotides long. RefSeq names its product Msi1p (gene MSI1). The record is from RefSeq and is a predicted model, not a curated record. Gene Ontology annotation, molecular function: histone binding. Gene Ontology annotation, cellular component: Rpd3L-Expanded complex; Rpd3L complex; nucleus. NCBI's taxonomy places the organism in Eukaryota, Fungi, Ascomycota, Saccharomycetes, Saccharomycetales, Saccharomycetaceae. Bases 1 to 1194 code for a protein of 397 amino acids. The transcript has a single exon. Gene Ontology annotation, biological process: regulation of gene expression.
AUGGAGACAAUACCAGAGGAUCGCCAACAACGUUAUACGUUAUGGAAGAAAAACACAAAACUACUCUACGAUUAUUUAAAUACCAAUAGCUUCAAAUGGCCGUCGUUAAGCUGUCAAUUCUUCCCCGACUUGGAUACUUCGUCAGAUACUCAUAGGCUACUAUUCACCUCUUUCACAUCAUCGCAACUGCCACAGGAUGAAAAUGUCACCAUUGCAAGCAUAUCAACGCUGAGACAUGUACCUUGGUCGUCCCUGAACAAUUUUGACAUGGAUGAGAUGGAGUUUAAGCCCGAUCUUUCCACCAAGUUACCACCUAAAAAUUUACAAAUCCAAUUGACAAUCAAUUUCCCACACGGCGAUUGUAAUAGAGCUACCUAUCUACCACAGAACCCGGACCUCAUAUCUACAGCAUCAAGUGACGGUAGCGUUUACAUCUUUGAUAGGACUAAGCGCGGUAAAAGCCCUAUAUCUCAUCUAAGAGGACCUUUUGAAGCUCAACUGCUGCCGAACAACAAUGGUUCGCCGAUAGGUGAAACCGUGGCAUUAGACUGGAACCGUCAAAUUGAAGGUAUAUUAGCGUCAACCUACUCCAAUGGCCAAUUAUGUAUCUGGGAUAUCAAGAAAUUCGAAAAGAGAAAUCCGAUAAUGAGCCAGCCCUCCGCUGACUUUAUCGAUACAGAGUCCCAAGGGUUUAACGAUGUCUCGUGGAUGCCAUCCCACGAUUGUCUAUUGUCCAUUGCUCGAGAAGAUAAUAUAAUGACGCUUUUCGAUACGAGAACAAAUGGCAACAUUGCACAAACAGGCCCAUCAACAAAUCAUGCAUCUGGUAUUAACUGUACCAAAUUCAACCCAUCGCAACCAUUAUUAGUGGCAACCGCCAGUGGUGAUGGGUUGGUACAGCUAUGGGAUAUUCGCAAAUUGCAUAAUCCGAUAAAAACUAUAAACUGCGAAUCCCCACUGUCUGCACUUGAGUGGAACCCACAACUGCCAACAGUACUAGCUACAGGUGGGCAAGAGGAUGGAUUAGUCAAGCUUUGGAACGCAUCUAAUGGUCAAUUACUCUUCACUCAUGGUGGUCACAUGCUGGGUGUCAAUGACAUCGCCUGGAGUCCGCACGACAAGUGGCUAAUGUGCAGUGUAGCCAAUGACAACUCCACACACCUGUGGAAACCUGCUAGCAGACUAGUAACAUGA